CUAUGGCGACUUGAUAACUCUUCUUCACGUGUUCCCUACCACAAGAUCAAGAAACAAGAACAAGCUCAGACUCCUCCGUCUCAAAGCUUCCACUUGACACUGUCUUUCAAAGACAUCUGCAGUAUCAAUUUCCCAAACGUAACCACUCUCGUGUUUGAAAAAAAAUGUUGGUACUUUGUACACAUAUGGACGGAGGGCCCCAACUGAUAGAAAAAAAAUCUACAACCCGGUAGGCUAUAUAUCCAGCACUUUGAAGAAGUAGAAAAAUGAACUUAAACAAUUAAGAAAAUAGAAAAAUGGGAAGCAGCAGCAAUAUUAUUCCAAAAGUUAGAGUAGGAGGUUCAAGUAGCAUUCCGGUGCUGGGAUUCGGAACAGCUGUGUUCCCUUUUGUUGGAUCAGAAACCAUGAAAGAAUCCAUCCUCCAUUCAAUCAGACUUGGCUACAGACACUUCGACACCGCGGCUGUUUACAACUCCGAACCGUCUCUUGGUGAAGCCAUAGCAGAAGCUCUGUGCCUCCGCCUCAUUACGUCUCGUGACGAGCUAUUCAUCACCUCAAAGCUCUGGUGCAGCGAUGGACACCCUCACCGUGUCCUCCCUGCACUACAAACCUCUUUGCAGAAGCUUGGAUUGGAGUAUAUUGAUCUUUAUCUCAUCCACUUUCCGGUGAGCUUGAAGCCAGAAACCGGCCAUGAGGUGCCUUUCAAUAAGGAGAAUAUUGUUCCCAUGGAUUUCAAGUGUGUUUGGGAAGCCAUGGAGGAGUGUCAUAGACUCGGCCUCACCAAAAACAUUGGAGUCAGCAACUUCUCUUGCAAGAAGUUAGACCAGUUACUUCUAACUUCAAACAUCACUCCCAUGGUCAAUCAGGUGGAGAUGAGCCCACUUUGGCAGCAGAAUAAGCUCAGAGAGUAUUGUGAAAAAAAGGGAAUCCAUGUCACUGCUUAUUCACCUUUAGGGGCAAAAGGAACACCAUGGGGAACCAACCAAGUCUUGGACUGUGAGGUUUUGAAAGAGAUUGCCGAGGCCAGGGGAAAGACAGUUGCUCAGGUUUGUUUGAGAUGGGUUUUCGAGCAUGGCGUAAGCGUUCUUGUGAAGAGCUUUAAUAAGGAGAGAAUUAAAGAGAACCUUGAGAUAUUCGAUUGGACACUAAGCCCCGAGGACUGCCACAAGAUCAGUCAAAUUCCACAGCAGAAGGGGGUUUCUGGAGUUGAAUUCAUAUGGGAUGGAGGCCCAUAUAAAUCUGUUAUUGAGUUAUGGGAUGAGAAGAUCUAAUUCAUGUUAAAUCCACAAAUCCUGUAAACAAGAACUGCAUAAUCAAGCUAAGUUGGCCUUGAAUAAUGGAAUAUCUAACAUGAUUGAUAUUUGUCAGCGAUCAAUAUGUAAGAUUAUUUAUUAAUUAUGUGGCCUACAUAAUUUGUACAUGUGAUAUAUUUCAUUAA
Messenger RNA from Cornus florida, 1438 nucleotides. RefSeq names its product non-functional NADPH-dependent codeinone reductase 2-like. The record is from RefSeq and is a predicted model, not a curated record. NCBI's taxonomy places the organism in Eukaryota, Viridiplantae, Streptophyta, Magnoliopsida, Cornales, Cornaceae. The transcript is spliced from 4 exons. Gene Ontology annotation, molecular function: aldose reductase (NADPH) activity. The coding region runs from base 297 to 1271 and encodes 324 amino acids. Gene Ontology annotation, cellular component: cytosol.